Molecule: messenger RNA, 3769 nt
Organism: Lactuca sativa (garden lettuce)
Lineage: Eukaryota; Viridiplantae; Streptophyta; Magnoliopsida; Asterales; Asteraceae
Product: Tetratricopeptide repeat (TPR)-like superfamily protein
Biological process (GO): RNA modification
Molecular function (GO): RNA binding; protein binding
Source: RefSeq, a predicted model, not a curated record
CCAUCGAGUAACAUGAUCUAGGUAACAUGUUAUGUCCGGUCAGUUACUACCUAUCGCCUUUAGCCCCGUUUCAGAAAUGGUAAAUCCAAACACACGACCAAGGAUCGUUUAUCUUUGUCGAACAACCUGGUAACCAGUUUUCUUCUGUUCUUUCUUCUAUGCGUGAAUCCUAAACCCUAGAUUGUGUUUUUUAAUCGUAACUACCUACACUAGAGUCUACAAAGACCUAAAAAAAUGAUAAAGUCUCAAUUGAUUCGGGAUAUUUGAACCCUAAAGAGUGUUCUCUAUUUAUGAACUAGUUACACUAACGUAUUCAACCAAUCUGUCUAUUUUGUUUUUGUUUCUGGAAAUUUGGAUGUCUGGUUUGCCGCACGUAACCAAGAUAGAUAUAAACUUCAACAUUGACCUACAACAGUCUUUUCCCUUCCUGGUUUGCUGUAGUUCAAAACAGAGCUGAUCCUUGCUCUGAAGCUUCAUCCCAGUUGGACGAUUUUAAACUGUUUCGAAAUGAAAACAAAUACUACUAGUUAUGGACUUGGCAUAGGCAUAGCUUUUCAACAUGGGAUAUGAGUAAUGAGGAAUUAACUUUAUAGAAUGUACCAAAAGAACCUCUUCUCAUUCCACAGGAGAUUUUCCCAAAUAGCAUCAUCAAUAAACACAAAUACAUCUAUUGAGUUUUUCCCGAAUACGAAGGAAGAUUUAAUAUCCAAACUCGCAUCAGUCUUGCAAUCUUGUUCAACCCCUAAUCCUGGUCCUCAAGUCGUUCAACAAGGCCAACAACUUCAUGCCCAGAUAAUCGUCAACGGAAUCAACCAUGUGGGUCUUCUGGGUUCAAGAUUACUUGGGAUGUAUAUACUUUGUGGGAAAUACAAUGAUGCUAAGACAAUUUUUCAUCAACUUGAUCUCUUCUACGCAUCGCCAUGGAAUUGGAUGAUUAGAGGGUUCACCAUGAUGGGGUGUUUCGACUAUGCAAUCUUAGUUUAUUUCAAGAUGUUAGGACACGAAACUUGUCCAGAUAAGUAUACUUUUCCAUACGUGAUAAAGGCAUGUGGUCGUUUGGGAGCAAUCCGUUUGGCUAAAUCCAUUCAUAAGACGAUUCAAAUGAUGGGUUUUGAGACGGAUGUUUACGUAGGUAGUUCCUUAAUCAAACUCUAUGCGGAAAACGGCUGCAUUAAUGACGCACAAGACCUGUUCGAUAAAUUGCCUCAGAGAGAUGAUGUAUUAUGGAACGUUAUUCUUAAUGGUUACUUGAAACACGGGGAUCCCAAACAUGUUCUCUUACUCUUUAACCAAAUGAGGAGUUCCAAUGUUCGACCAGGCUCAGUGACCUAUGCGUGUGUCCUCUCUGCAUGUGCCUCUGAUGCAAAUAUUAAACUUGGCACUCAACUUCACGGGCUUCUUACUAAGUGUGGAUUUGUUUUGGAUCCUCAAGUGCUCAACACAUUAAUUGGCGUAUACACAAAGUGCCAAAGACUGUUUGAUGCCCGAGAGUUAUUCGAUAGCAUACAAGAAGCUGGAUCGGUUACAUGGAAUGUGAUAAUCGGUGGGUAUGUACAAAAUGGACUUAUGAAUGAAGCUUUUAGUUUGUUUUGUGAAAUGAUAUCUAUAGGCAUGAAACCAGAUACUGUAACUUUGGCUAGCUUCCUUCCAUGUAUAACCGAGUCAACUGCUAUAGACCAUGGUAAAGAGAUCCAUUGUUAUAUUUUCAGACAUAAUGUACAUUUGGAUGUUUUCUUGAAGAAUACACUUAUUGAUAUGUACUUCAAAUGUAGGAAAGUCGAAAUGGCAAAAAAUGUUUUCACUUAUACUCCCGGUAUAGAUAUUGUGAUAUGCACAGCCAUGAUAUCUGGUUAUGUGCUUAAUGGGAUGAAUUUUGAUGCAUUGGAGAUGUUUAGAUGGCUGAUUAACCACAAAAUGAAACCGAAUCCUGUCACACUCUCGAGCACCUUACCAGCUUGUGCUGGUUUAGCCGCUUUAAAAUCGGGCAAGGAGUUACAUGGUCAAAUUGUAAAAAACGGGGUCGAAAGGUGUCAUGUGGGAACAGCAGUUAUAGAUAUGUAUGCGAAAUGUGGAAGGAUUGAUUUAGCACAUGAAGUUUUUGUAAGAAUGUCUGAGAAAGAUCCUGUUUGUUGGAACUCUAUGAUUACUAGUUUCUGCCAGAAUGGAGAACCAGAAAAAGCUAUUGAUCUUUUCCGUGAAAUGGGUUCCAAAUAUGAUUCGGUGACCAUAUCGGCUGUUCUUUCCGCUUGUGCAAACAUACCGUUGCUUAGUUAUGGGAAAGCAGUCCAUGGGUUCAUGACAAGAGGUGUGUUGAAAACCGAUCUUUACGCGGAGAGUGCGCUAAUCGAUAUGUAUGCUAAAUGUGGAAACUUGGAAACAGCAAGGACUGUUUUCGACAUAAUGGAAAAGAAGAGCGAAGUGUCGUGGAAUAGUAUUAUUUCUGCUUAUGGAAACCACGGUCGUCUUCAAGAAUGUGUUUCUCUUUUCCGCCAGAUGGAAGAAUCCGGAUUCCUUCCGGACCAUGUCACGUUUCUUGCGGUAAUUUCCGCAUGUGAUCAUUCCGGUUUGGUUGAUGAUGGUUUCCGUUACUUUAAGUCCAUGACGGAAGAUUACGGAAUUACCCCUGGGAAGGAGCAUUACGCGUGUAUUAUCGAUAUGUAUGGGCGGGCGGGUCGAUUGAGUGAAGCUUUUGAGGCGAUAAAGGGGAUGCCUUUUGAUCCGGAUGCGGGUGUUUGGGGGAGUUUGCUUGGUGCUUGUCGUGUCCAUGGGGAUGUUGAGUUGGCGGAAAUGGCUUCAAGACAUCUUUUUGAGAUGGAUCCUGGGAAUUCGGGGUAUUAUGUGUUGUUGGCGAAUGUGCAAGCGGAUGCUGGGAAAUGGGAAGGUGUUAAUAAGACGCGAAGUAUGAUGAAAGAUAGAGGAGUUGAGAAAGUGCCUGGUUAUAGUUGGAUCGAGGUGAAUAAUGAGACCUUUGUUUUUGGGGCUGCGGACAAAGGUAAUACUCGGUCUGAUGAGAUUUAUAUGUUGUUAAAGAAUUUCCUUUUGGUGAUUAAGGAUGAAGGGCAUGUGACAACUCUUCAGAAACACCAUAACAUGAUAGAGUUUUAUUAAAACUGAGUUGAUUAUUAUUUUAGUUUUGGCCUGGGGUACACUAGAUAUGUUUGUUUAUUAGGUUACAUACAUAUCAAACCAAAAGUUUCAAAUUGUGGAGACAAAAAGGAUAUGAUGAUUCAGUUUUGAUCAGCUUUGUAUUUGCAUUUUGUCCUUUGUUUCUCUUGUCUAACGCCCCAAGAGGAAUAUAAGUUUUAUUAUUCUUUAGUUUGUCUUUUUAGAAAUGAUUCAUUGUAAAGAAUGCUGCAAUCUAUUUAUAUAGUUUUGGCAGCCCAUAUAAAAUAUUUUUAUAACCAUGUAAUAUGAUAAAUUUACAAUUUUAUAUCAUAUUUAGCUAUGUAAAUGUAGCAAUGCGCUAUGAUAUGGUAGAAAUGACAAGUAUAUACGACCAUUUUAUUUUUCAUAAAGAUCCUUGGAAUUAUUAGCUUUUUCACAAAAAAAAAUAAAAAGUAAAAGAAAAGAAAAACUUGAUAAACUGCCAAAAGAAAAGCAUAAGCACAAAACCCUGCUAACAGCACAAAUCAUAUUCAUAUUCUAACUAGUAAAGUAGUAACUCACUCCAACUAACAAUAUACGAACACACAUCAGCAAUCUUGUAUUGAUCUUCUCUUUUGAAAAAAAAAACAUCUCAUCUCAUCUCACUUGUUCCCACGGAAAAACA